AUGCGCGCCGUCGCGUCGUACCAACACCUCACGCUCGCCACAAUCACACCGCGCGGUCUCUCGAGACGCCGCGCGCGAGGCGGACGCGCACACCGGUCGUCGACGAUCCGAACCGGGGUGGAGGAAGAGACCAACUUUGCACCGAUAGACGGCGACAGCGACGACGCCCCGGGGGGCGUCGCGGACGGUCGGUUCGGUCUGGAGUGCGUCCUGUGCGUUGGGUUCACCAGGGAAGAGCUCAAGGUUUGGCGAGAGAUCUUAAACGAGAUCGGAGCGGAUUUCAUCAGGGUGAAUGCGUGUGAGAAGAACGCGUUACGAGCACCGCUGGGACGGGCACUGGAGGCGACGCAAGACGACGCGAGUUCGGUGAAGCAAGCGCUUGGUGUGCCGAGAAUGAUGUUUUUGAGCGGCAUGAGCUCAACGGAAGUACUGGAGAUCAUAGAUGUGUAUCGAGAGGAGUCUGAGGCAAGAGGGUGGGCGCCGUGCGUCUUCGCGUGCGCCGUGCCGAAAAAUUACGAGACCAACGUGGGAGAUUUACUUGCAGAGAUCAUGGACGAUCACGAGCGUCUCACCGGUGCAGGAUCGUGCGAGAUGAAUCCUUAA
Ostreococcus tauri is the source of this 603-nucleotide messenger RNA. RefSeq lists its product as uncharacterized. The coding region runs from base 1 to 603 and encodes 200 amino acids. Lineage: Eukaryota; Viridiplantae; Chlorophyta; Mamiellophyceae; Mamiellales; Bathycoccaceae. The record is from RefSeq and is a predicted model, not a curated record. The transcript has a single exon.